UCAGUAGAUAACCACAUGAUAACUGCAAGACUCGAAAAAAGCCGUAUAAAAGCUCCGAGUUGCUCGCAAAGUGCGAAUAGUGUAUACACUCGCGGUAUAACGGUCAGCACAAAUGCGCUCUAAAUGCUUAAAACUAAUAUUUUGAGUUAUGUCGGUCUGGGCUUGCUAAUACUCAUCGCCGCUGUCAAGGCGCAACACGAGCCACACUGGUGGGCCGAGCGCAAUACGAUUGUACAUCUCUUCGAAUGGAAGUGGACGGAUAUAGCCAGAGAGUGCGAGCGUUUUUUAGCACCGCGCGGUUUUGCCGGCGUACAGGUCUCACCCGUCGCUGAGAAUGUAGUGAUCGCCGGACGUCCAUGGUGGGAACGUUAUCAGCCGGUCUCGUACAAACUGAUUACACGUUCCGGCAAUGAGUCGGAGUUCGCCGAUAUGGUGCGCAGAUGUAACGCUGUUGGCGUGCGUAUUUAUGUCGAUGUGCUGCUCAAUCAUAUGGCUGCCUCGUAUGAUGGUGUCGUUUAUGGUACGGGGGGCUCGAUUGCCUAUCCAAACGCGAAGUACUUUCCUGCCGUGCCUUAUACAGCGCAGGAUUUUCAUUCGACUUGCGAUAUACAGGAUUGGAACGACCGUUUUCAAGUGCAAAAUUGUUAGUUGGUGCGCCUGAAAGACUUGGAUCAGAGUAGUGACCGUGUGCGUGCAAAACUGCUGGGAUUUCUGAAUCAACUCAUUGAGUUAGGUGUGGCGGGUUUUCGUGUAGAUGCCGCCAAGCAUGUGCCGGCGGAAGAUUUGAAGCUAAUUUAUGAGAGCAUGCAUGAUCUCAACACCGCGCAUGGUUUCGCGCGCAAUGCGCGUCCUUUCAUCUAUCAGGAAGUCGUCGAUUAUGGUUUCGAACAGAUCAGCAAAUAUGAGUACAGUCCGCUAGGCGCUGUGACCGAAUUUCGUUUCUCGGAAGAAAUAGGUGGCGCCUUUCGUGGUUAUAAUCAACUUAAGUGGCUGCGUAACUGGGGUACCGAGUGGAGCUUCUUACCCUCCGAGCACGCUUUCGUCUUUGUCGAUAACCACGAUAAUCAACGCGAAGGUAACAAUGUGCUCACCUAUAAAAAUGCCAAGCAAUAUAAGAUGGCCAACGCUUUCGCAUUAGCCUAUCCUUACGGCAUAAUGCGCGUGAUGAGCUCUUUUGAUUUCCAAGAUCAUGAUCAGGCACCGCCAGCCGAUGAAAAUGAGCAAAUACUCUCACCGCAGUUCGACGCCGAUGGCGCUUGUGUUAAUGGUUGGGUGUGUGAGCAUCGCUGGCGUCAAAUCUAUAAUAUGGUGGGCUUCAAGAAUGCAGUGCGCGGCACCGAAGUGUCCAAUUGGUGGGACAAUGACGAUAAUCAAAUUGCCUUCUGUCGUGGUAAUCGUGGUUUUAUCGCCUUCAAUGGCAAUGGAUGGGAUCUGAAGGAGCGUUUACAUACUUGUCUGCCAGCGGGUGUUUACUGUGAUGUGAUCUCUGGUGCGCUGGUGAACGGGAAAUGCACGAGUAAAACGGUGGUUGUGGACGAGUGGGGUUAUGCCGACAUUGAUUUGGGCGCAAAUGAGUUCGAUGGCGUCUUGGCCAUACAUGUAAAUGCCAAGUUAGAAGAGCACAAGGAGCGCAAGGCAGAAAAUAUGAUAGGAAUGCUGAUAAAGGAAGUUUAUUCCGAGUGUCACAUAUACUAUGUGUUGCAAAAUCAAUUGCCGUUUAUAGAGCUAAGUGAAACCGAAACCGCAUUUACGGAAAAGAAAGAAAAAGUUUUGAGUAUUGACUCUCCAAUUGCGAAGGAAGAGAUUAUUGUGAAUACACCAAAUAUUAGUAAUAAAGUGGCAUACAUUUUAGAUAUUUUACCUGAGUCGUAUUAUUUACGUUGUGACUUCUAGUAUCAAGCACUGCGC
This is a messenger RNA of Bactrocera dorsalis (oriental fruit fly), 1908 nucleotides long. RefSeq names its product alpha-amylase-related protein. Lineage: Eukaryota; Metazoa; Arthropoda; Insecta; Diptera; Tephritidae. The record is from RefSeq and is a predicted model, not a curated record. The transcript has 3 exons. Gene Ontology annotation, biological process: carbohydrate metabolic process. Gene Ontology annotation, molecular function: alpha-amylase activity; cation binding.